Pedinophyceae sp. YPF-701 is the source of this 435-nucleotide messenger RNA. NCBI's taxonomy places the organism in Eukaryota, Viridiplantae, Chlorophyta, Pedinophyceae. The record is from the annotation of a GenBank genome assembly.
AUGCAGUCGAUCAGCAGCACCUUCGCAGCGGGCGCUGUGCAGCGGGCCCCUGUGGCCCAGCGGGCCCGGCGGGCGGUCUGCGCGCGUGCUGUUCCGGGACCCGUGGAGUCGAAGAAGGUCGACAAGUACGCGGUUGUGGAGAUCGGCGGGUCGCAGCUCAUCGUCGAGGAGGGGCGCUACUACAGCGUGAACAGGCUGGGGGUCGAGGAGGGCGCGACCAUCCAGAUGGGGCGGGUUCUCGGUGUCAAGAACAACGGCGACUUCAAGGUCGGCCAGCCGUACGUGGAGGGCGCGACGGUGCAGGCGGAGAUCCUGGGCGACGAGAAGGGCCCCAAGAUCACGGUGUACAAGAUGAAGCCCAAGAAGCACACGCGGUCAAAGAACGGCCACCGCCAGCCCCUCACCAAGUUCCUCGUCACCAAGAUCGAGGGCUGA